Messenger RNA from Spirodela intermedia, 389 nucleotides. NCBI's taxonomy places the organism in Eukaryota, Viridiplantae, Streptophyta, Magnoliopsida, Alismatales, Araceae. The record is from the annotation of a GenBank genome assembly.
AUGCGGCUACUCAUCUCAGCAGCCUUUGGGUCCGGUCCCACCUUCCAGGUUUUAGGGUUCCGGACUACGGCACCGCAAUCCUUUCCGGGUCUGCCCGGCUGUCUGGAAAAUCCAGGACCCUGGGGCAGGGAAGCUCCCUGGAGACGUUUGGCACACGGGAUCACAGAAUCCUGUGAGAGCACACUGGGGAGAUCUUCCCUUCCUUCCCUGGCUUCUUCCUUCAAUGAGACUCUCCCUCUCCGAGGGAGAUAAACCAUGAUUGGCGGUCUUGGUUGACUUUGCGUCGUCUUGGCCGAAGAAGGCUAAGGGGACUGCAUAUGAAGGGGCCACAGAUAACUCAGCUGGAGUCAAUGGAAGCUGACGUUUCCACCUCCAUAGCUGCACCUUGA